UACCGAUCGACUGCAAGUAUUGUUUGAUAAACUUGAAGUACACAAGCUGCACACAACCUUAAAGUGUUAUCUUUGUUUCAGAUUAUUCAAACAUCGAAAGAAUUGGUGAACUGUGGGGUUGUGCUGUUGAAAGAUGGUUUGGUUCUUUGAACAUUUUCAAGCGGCUGGCAAUUGCUUUGAUUAUGCACUCCAUGAGCAUCCUCUGAUUAAAAAUUGGGGUGGAAACAAGGUUGUGAAGAGGGCACAUCUUGAAGGGAUAAAGAAAUUUGGUGCUGAAAAGGUAGUUAUUAGGUUGGAACUCAAUGAUUCUGAAGCGCGUACUGAUUCUGAUCAUUUGGAGGAGGAGAUUGGUGAGGGAUCUUCUGAGGGAAUGAACAAUGACUAUUUCAAAAAUGUGGAUUUCACUGACAAUGGUGAAAAGGAGGGAAAAAAUCUGGAUGGCUCGAAUGAUGAUGAGAAGGGUGAUGGAUGCCUCAGAGAGGACACACUAGAAUCAAUCAAAGGCGGGCUAUCAGCAUUAGAGCAAGAUACCCAUCAUAAGUACAUAAGUAUUGAUGGAAGAAUUCAAGUGAUAGAGGACAGGACAAGAUGUUUACUGGAGCUGCAUGCAAUUGUGCAGAGGAUUGUAAAGCUACUUGAUGGGAGUAAUAGGCCAACAACAUGUGAGAAAAUUGGCAGGAGAAAUCGUGAAAAGAAUAAGGAUACAAGGGAGAGAGGAAAUAGUAGGGUUAACAACGAGAAGCCUGGAAAACCUUGUAGGGAACCGGCUAUUGAUCAUAAAAGGACUUAUUCUUCGGGAACUAGUAACUGUGAUCAAUCGAACAUAUUUAGAAAGAGGAAAAUUGAUUUAGUUUCGAGUCCUACUCUUGUUGAAAAGGUGAAAACUAGGAGAGACAUGCAACCAAGCAAAGUCUGCAAGUCCCCGUAUGAAGGCAUAAAGCGGAAUAUGAUAUUUGGAACAAAAACUGAUGGCGAUCAUGUUGAUGAGGUAACUGAAGGACUGGCUUUAAGCAAUUUGGAACUGGCUGCCAUUAAAUUUGUUCAGAAGGAACUUGCCCAGAGUGCCGACAAAGUUUUAGUACGUAUAGGUAUAUCAGAUCUAAGAUGCAGUCUAUUGAGAUGCCUAAUUAGACCUGUUAGAGAGAAUGGAACAGAUAAAUGGCUGGAUUCAGAAAUAAUAACCUCAUAUGCAAGAAUAUUUAACUCUAUUUGGGAAAAAGAACCUAAGAAACUGAAGCAUGCAGUUUCAGCUUACCAUUCUGAUUGGCUAAGAUGUAUUGGAAAGGAUUGGAUAAAAACUGGUUUGUUCUGUAAAAAAGUGGUUGAUUUACUAGUACAUUCUGCGAGAGUUUUGUUGGAUCAGAUAUGGUAAUACUCUAUCAUGGUUUACCAUUUGUUAUGUGUAUUUUGAUUCUAAAAACUGUGAAACAUGUUAUUGUAGGUUUUCAUUCCCAUAAACACAACCAACACUCACUGGUGGCUUUGUGUUCUCUGUUCGUCUAAGAAAGAAUUUUAAAUUCUUGAUCCUUACAAUAGACGCAUAAAUUAUGCAGAAGAAUCAAGAGAUUUGGUAUGUGCAUGAUUUUGUGAUGUCAGUUCCAAAUUCCCACUUCUGAAAAGAAGUUACUGUAUUUGGUCCUGGUUAUUUUGAUCAAAUUGUUGCAUGUCGAUCGAACUGUUGUGUCUUUUAUUUUGUUUUUGCUUUUAUUUGGAAAUGUACACAGUCCUGUCGACUGGGCCAUUAAAUUUUCUAUAUGUUGCUAGGAAUCAAAGUUGCAGGGCUCUUUGUU
Molecule: messenger RNA, 1790 nt
Organism: Phragmites australis (common reed)
Lineage: Eukaryota; Viridiplantae; Streptophyta; Magnoliopsida; Poales; Poaceae
Exons: 8
Coding region: 134-1372 (412 amino acids)
Biological process (GO): protein desumoylation
Cellular component (GO): nucleus
Molecular function (GO): deSUMOylase activity
Source: RefSeq, a predicted model, not a curated record